Molecule: messenger RNA, 8472 nt
Organism: Haplochromis burtoni (Burton's mouthbrooder)
Lineage: Eukaryota; Metazoa; Chordata; Actinopteri; Cichliformes; Cichlidae
Gene: mbnl2
Product: muscleblind-like splicing regulator 2
Exons: 10
Coding region: 3545-4714 (389 amino acids)
Molecular function (GO): metal ion binding
Source: RefSeq, a predicted model, not a curated record
ACAUGACAUUCAACAGCACAGUGUAAUUGGUGGAAAAUGAGCUUUGUAUAAUAAGGAAUGUAACAUUUGCUCAAUAAUGUUGAAAAGGAUAAAACAAAUGUUAGAUUAGUUUCCAGAAAGUAUGAGUUCAGUGAGAAUGAAAUAUACUUGAAUGGCUUUGUUGGUGUGUAUUUUAUUUUUAAAAAAGCCCUGGUUGACCCUUGCAUCCAUUAAGCUCUUCUAUAUUUUAAUGCAGACUCUGCAUUUGACAGACUUAUCAGAAUGGGCUUCAAAUGGAAGGAAGCACAACUCUUUCCUGCUUGAUAUUUGAUUACAGCUAAUAAUAGAAAAGGACAGCUGCCUUUUCAUUGAUCUGUCUUCACUGCCCUAUUUCUGAGCCCUUUUUUUCCCUCUGUCUCUCUCUGUCGCAUGUAACUAACAGAAAAAACACAGACAGUGUUCUGUGCUGAGGGAGAGUAUUUCAAACACAGUCUUAACCCAUCACUGUUUUCAUUUUCUGCUAUUAGCCAUUGUUUCAGAUUAUUCCCCUAUUAUAUUUGAAUAUGAAGCUGCUUUGGGCCGCAGAAUCCUAAAUCUGGUUGUGUGUGAGUGAGCCAAGCUGUUUGGGGUCAAACAGGACAGGGAUAAUAAGAGGGGAGGGGAUACCAUGCGGGAAGGAAGUAGCUCGGCUUGUUUGGCUGCCAGGCUUUUGUUUGUUUUCCUGUCGGACAAAUCUAUUUAGGAGGUAGGCUAUCUGAGGUCUGCCAGUGGAAAUUAGCAGUGAGCAUGGCUUGUUAUGCAGUUAUUGACAGUUAUUCAGUGAGGGUUAUUGAGAAGUUGGCUGCAGGCAAAUUAGAGAUUGAUAAGCUUCAUUCAUCCGUGGAAGUUGCUUUUUGCUUUUUACAUUCAAUAUUCAGGUCAUAACUAAUGUUCACCGUCUAGGAUCAUUAAAAUGAUCGCUUGGUAUUGUGUACACGGUAGUAGUGAAACUACUUUCACUGAUGGUGUAAGGUGGCACUUUUUCUUUCAACAAAGGAUGACAUAGCCCCGCCUCCCAGCCCGUGCCUCAUGCAGCGGCAGAGCACUUGUCUGUGUCAUUUACCUACAGGUGCCCUGAUCCCUAAGAUGACGUCAGUGUUCGGCAUCAUUUGCUGAAGUAGACACUUUUUCAUGCCGAAUGGGAUUAAUCACCCCGAGCCUCUAUCUUCUCACAACAUUUUGACAAAUGUUUCGCUUGUGGAGCAUCAACUGUCAAAGCCUAAUCACACAGCUGAUAGGUUUGUUUCUUGUGGAACUGUAAAGCAUUUUUAUCCUCAUUGAUGUCAACGAAACACCCAGGCUGCCGCGUCAUCCACAACCUUUGUAUGUGAGGGAGAGAGAGAGGGAGAGAGAGAGGGAGAGAGAGAGGGAGAGAUGGAUGGACAGCAAGCGAAAGAGAGAGAGAGACAGACAGUACAGCUGUUCUAUUGAAUCUGGAUCGAAAAGUCAUGAAGCUGGAUCUCUGACUCAUCAGUUCUGUGACGCUCCAGUUUCACGGCUCAUAUGAUGCCAGCCAGCAUGUCAUCAGCUGGGUGGAAGGGACCUUCCAAUACCAGCCGCCGUCAUGUUAUUUUUCCCCUUUCCCUUUUCUCGAAGCUAAUUCUGAUGCAAUAACAAUAACAGAAAUGUUCAUUACUGUGUAAUUUUCCAGUCCAGCGAACUCAGGAAUUGGAUUGAAAUAGAGCUUGAAAGAUAGCUUAUAGAAAUGUAGAAAAACAUGCAGGUAGGGAUAAAGAGACAAGGUGGGGCGGGGGAUAGAAUUAGGUGAUUAAGAGCAGAGGAGAGAGUUGUCUGACUGUCUGGUUGAUGUCGCAAAUGAGUUCAGAGGACAGAUGCUGAUGGGAGGUAGAGGAGAGAGGGGGCGAGGGAAGAAAUGUAGUGAUCCUGUUACCUGGGGUGAUGAUGGCGAUGGACGUGAUAUUCAGCAUGGAUCUGCAGCUACACUUUAAUUGCAUCAAACAUGUAUAUUUAUCUAUAUUCUAUUAAAUGCAGUUCAGUUAAUGAUGAUUUCAUUUUGAAUAUUAUCAUCAGAAUAGACAAGAAAUAAAUAUUGUGAUAGUUGGUUAAGCAGGGUGUGAAAUUGGGGAAAUACCUUUUCAGAUCAGCAUUCAGGGGUUGUUAUACUGUAAAGCAGUUUUCACCCCAUCACUUAGUCUGUGCUCUUCCAAUGGAGAGACACAGAUUUGCAGUAGCUGCUGUUUCAUUGGCUGAACAUGGUAAGGGGCAGGUCUUUGCCACAGGCUGGUGGGCAGGAAGGGGCUGGCUUUAGGGGUGUUGGAGGGGUUGGCUGGAAGUGUUUCAGCCAGAUAGUUGGAGUAGACACUCUUUGCUUCCUGCCUGCCUGCUUGCCCGCCUGCCUGCCUGCCUGCCUCGCUCGCUUGCUCGGCAGCUUGGGAAAGAGAGAGAGAGAGAGAGAUACUGAUAGAAAAAUCCCUGUCUAGGCAUGGACCUCCGGCAGAAGCAGUCAAGAGCUCGCGAGGAAUGACAGCAGAACACAUGGUCAUUAACUCCUGUCGCUGAGGCUGAGGGGAGAGCUGCGCUGUAGCUCCGCGUCACAGAAGCACCGGGAGCGUCCUGCGUUUGGGACAGCAGACAGACAGACAGACACAGAGCUACGGGACCCCCGGUGAAAGGAGUGAUUGGCUCUUUCCCUGGGGUGAUGAUGUGAAAUUAAAUCCAACCUUGGAGAGUGAAGCCUGGGCGUCAGUACGAUCAGGCGAGGAAGCUUCUGAUCUCAUUUCACAUGAUCAGCUCUGAAGUGGGACAAUUAGAUUAGCUAGACAAAGAUCACUGACAGAAAGUGCCUUGUGAGACAGCAUCCCUACUUGAAGAUCGCUGAGUGUUUCUGAAGAACUCCAGAUUUUUUUUUUUUGCCCUCUGCGAUCGUGACGCCACACGGCUCGGCUGUGAGGAUCGCUGACCCUUGAUUUGUCCUCACCUGUGAUCUGUGUGAAGGAAAAGUAAAGAGCUGCUGGAGCUGCUGCAUAGCUGGCCAACGUGCCAAAGCUCAGAGAGAGGGUAACAAUAAAAAGCCACAAACUUUGUAUUAUCCUGAACUGUGCCAUUGUACCUCAAAAUAACUCUGAUAUCCACCCCUUGCAAAGAUAUCAUCACUCACGCAGAGGACAUUUUGGGGACACGGGUACAUCGACUAAAGCUUUUCUCUGAGCAUGCCCCCUCUGCCUUUCCAGACGUUCGCACCUGAGACUUACUGAUUGAUAAACAACUAGCUGUUUGACUGAGAAACUCCACAAUAGCGCAAUAGUGUAGUCCCAUGUUCAGGUCACAGAGACUUUGCCAGUCCAUUACCUCCACGUUCCUGUCUGCAAGGACAAGCCUGAUCCACUGACCUGAAGCAGAUCAUUUAUAGCUACACGUUCUGCUGCUUCUUAGUUCUUUUGUUUUUUGGGGAUAUUUUUGUUUUUGUUUCUUUUUUUUUAACUGGAGUGCUCCUCUUCAGAGGAUAACCUCCACAUUAAACCUAGUGGCUCUGCUGCAACCCGGCUCUACAGCCAGCGCUGUUGACAUGGCUCUAAACAUUGCCUCCAUACGGGACACAAAAUGGCUGACCCUGGAAGUGUGCCGGCAGUUUCAACGUGGGACUUGUUCACGCAGCGAUGAAGAAUGCAAAUUUGCCCACCCACCCAAAAGCUGCCAGGUGGAGAAUGGGAGAGUGAUCGCCUGCUUUGACUCGUUAAAGGGUCGCUGCACACGAGAGAACUGCAAAUACCUCCACCCACCUGCUCACCUGAAGACCCAGCUGGAGAUCAACGGGCGAAAUAACCUGAUCCAGCAGAAGACAGCUGCCGCCAUGUUGGCUCAACAAAUGCAGUUUAUGAUCCCCGGCACCACCAUGCAACCUGUGCAGACGUUUCCAGUCAGCCAGGGGCUGGGGUCCAGCGCAGGUUUAAGCUACACACCCUACCUGACUCCCAUGUCCCACAGCAUGGGUCUGGUGCCAACAGACAUCCUGCCCAGCACUCCGGUUAUCGUCCCCGGCAGCCCGCCCAUCUCCGUGACCGCUGGCUCUUCCUCCAACCAGAAACUUCUGCGUACUGACAAGCUGGAGGUUUGCCGCGAGUUCCAGCGGGGCAACUGCGCUCGCGGCGAGACAGACUGCCGUUUCGCCCACCCGAGCGACAGCCCCAUGAUCGACACCAGCGACAACACGGUCACCGUGUGCAUGGACUACAUCAAGAGUCGCUGCUCUCGCGAGAAGUGCAAGUACUUCCACCCCCCCGCCCACCUGCAGGCCAAGAUUAAGGCCGCCCAACACCAGGCCAACCAGACAGCUGUGGCUGCGCAAGCUGCUGCCACAGCUGCAGCCAUGACUCAGUCGACUGCCAAAGCAAUGAAGCGACCCCUCGAGGCAACUGUAGACCUGGCGUUCCCCCACGGCGUCCUCCAGCCCCUACCAAAGAGACCAGCACUUGAGAAGAGCAACGGAGCGAGCUCCCUGUUCAACCCCAGUGUUUUGCACUACCAGCAGGCGCUGGCCAACGCACAGCUCCAGCAGCCCGCUUUCUUUCCCACAGGGUCAGUCUUGUGCAUGACUCCCGCUAGCAGUCUUGAUUAUCCUGAAGUAAGCGUCAGGAAGGGAACGGAGUGUCAAGAAGCUGCACUAGGAAACCCAAAACAUCCCCUCUGUAAAUACUACCUAACCUCUCCCAUAGAGGUCCAGCAACCUGCAUGCUAAGAGUGUAACACUUCAAUUUAACCAUAAGAACUGCAGUACCGGUGUAACACACACACACACACACACACACAGGAAAAAAUAAAAAGAUAUAUACUGUAUGUAUUGCUAGAAAAAAAAACUAUUAACAAUAAAACAUCAAAAAAUAUUCUUAUGUAUAGUACAUACAUAGCAGACACACUAUAGAGGUCAUUUUAACAACUGUUCUCUCAGAAUACCGUGGAUCUCCUCUUCUUGCAUAUUUAUUCUAAAAACCAACCUGCACAAUAUUCAUCCCUUUGGUUAGUCAAGAAAAACACAGAUGUUUGAUUUGCACUAUAUGAAAGUAUAGUGUUUAAUGUUGAAGACAAGGAAGAGUCACAGAGACCCCAUGCACAACACACCUACGCACGCGAUGCUUUCACGAGGGUUUUUCGUCUUGCGGUCGUUGCUUUUCUCUCUGCAAAAGUUGAAUGUCCUCGGGGCAGCCAGGCUCAUGAGCUCUUCGUGUGAUUGUCCCUGCGAGGGCUCCUCCGCGACCCUCAUCUGCCACCCGAUGCUGUUAAGAUGCCAUGAUGAAGCUCCUCCCUCCCUUCCCUCUGCCAACUUUUUAUCUCUGGAAACAUCUUGCCAAAGUUGAGGCUUGGAAGAGGUCACUUUUUUUUUUUUCUUUUGCCAUUGCCCACACUGCAAAUAGGACCCACUCGCCAUCUUUUUUAGUUGCGUUGCUGGGUUCAGAUCUUUGAUAGAUUGUGCAUGCAGUCGUGACAGGAGAAGUCGGAAGAUAGUCGUGGCCAUUACCGAAAAAGCCUGAAGGCUGGGGUGUGUGCCAAGGGCUCAGCAAAGCGCGAAGGUUUGUUCCAGACAUGCCAAGCCUUGUGCGUGUGUGUGCGUGCGUGUGCGUGCGUGCGUGUGCAUGUGUGCGUGUGUGUUAGAGACUGAUGGUCUGCCGGCAGACUGGGACUUAAAGUGGGAUCUGGCACAUGAUGGUGACACCAAGCCUGGUAGGAGAGCUUUUUACCUGGAGGAGGGUGAAGGAUUUAAGUGCUAAGACUAAACAAUAAAAAAAAAAAAAAACACACAAAAAAAACCGGUGCAUUCGACGACACUCGUCAAGCAAACAGAUGACUUGAACUUCAACUGGAGGGCUAUCUGUGACCGUCGGUUGUUCUGUCCAACCCUACUAUCACCGAUAAUCCUGUUCCAUUUUAGAAAACUGUAGAAGUGCCUAAAAAAAUUACUCAUCAACAACACUUGCAUCCAGAGUGUAUCACUAAAAAGUCACAGACACAACACACUGGGCUGUCGAGAGCUACAAGGACUCUUUGGGGAAAAGACAUCACACUUUUUGGCGUCCCUGGAAGGAGAUUUCCAGCUAAGCGCUCAUUAACAUCACAAGUGACUUUACUGAAAAAGAAACGUAAGAAACGACAAAUCAAAAAUAGCUUUGUAGAAUGUUUGGUGACUUUCACAGUGUACCAUUGUUUCUUACCAUGGUUCUGAAUAGUUUACAUGAGGAACGUGAGUGAGACAAACAUGUAUUGUAAACUGUGUAAUGUAUGUAAAGUGUCUCUUAUUUUGAGAGUUUAUAUUCAUGGUUCUAGAAAUGUAUUCAAAGUUAUUUAAGAGUUUGUGUUGUGUCUACUAUCAAAGUAUGUUUGAACCUCCCCCCCUCUCUAAAAAAAAUCCCUCCACCUCCUGGAACAAUCAUUUGUUUUUGUUUUUUUAGAGCAUAAAAUGUUCUUCGGUCAUUUUACACCAACAUUUUUUUCUUUUUCUUUUUUUGUAUUUUGACGACUAGCGGUGUGUUUUAACUCAUUAUACUAAAUUUUAUUUGACAUUCUUCAAAAUUCGGAUGUAAUUUCAUGGUGCUUGAUUAACAUCGACAAUCCACAAUCAUGCUUUUUUUUGAGUUUCAUUCACUUUGAAUGUCCUCACACACGUUCUGAUCUGUGUGUAAUAUUUGUGGAAGGUGGUUUAAAAAAAAAAAUUUCUAUUUUGUUGUAAUUUAUCUUAUGUUACUCUUGGUCAAAAUUUUAGUCAGAAAAAGAAAACACAAUGUUGUAAACUAUUCUAUUUUGAAAUGAAUGUAAUUUAUUGAGCUGUGCUACGUUCUGCACGGUUGGUCAUUUCAAGGUCUAACCCGUAGGGGGCCGGCGAAUGAGAAGUUGCGCACGUCUUGAGUGGGAGGGGUUUAAACGUCGACCCGCCCUCAGCCCUCCCCUCGAUGGAAAGCUACUGGACCUUUCUUGCCUUCUCAUCCAUAGAAACGAUCACGGUGUUGCAGUAAUGAGCAUAGUUAUAGAGUUGCUUGUGUUGUUGGGAAAAAAAAUGUUUAUUGUAUAGAUGACAUUUUACCAAAAAAAGCAAAGAAAAUUUCAAAAAAGAUGUACUUUUCACUCUAGUAUAAUAGUAUUUCAUAACAUAACUUGUUGCAGUGGCAACCAGAUGUUGCAAUUACUAAAGUUGGGUAUUUUUGUAAAUGACAUUGUUAAGUUGGUUUUUGUUUCUGUUUUUUUUUCUUUGCUAGAACACUGUACAAGGUAGAUUGUAAAGAAGAUAUGAACAUUUCUUAUUCUUCUCUGAGAUUAUGACAAUGACCUAAUAUUUUCAUUAGUAAGUAACAGCCUCUAUAGUGCUGUGACUGUAACACUUAGAGAUAUAAAAUUCAUCGAUGUUACAUAGAUUACAUAUAAAUAUAUAUAAAAUAUAUAUAUAUAUAAAUAUAAGAACUAAAUAAUCUAUAAAUUAAUAAGAUGUUCAACUUUCCCCCUGACAAAGGACCUCUAGGUUCCACACAGAUACAUUUUAUUCGAGGCUUAUGUAUCACUAGUCUUUAGGAUUGCACUUUCAUAUUGUUUAUUGAUCUGUUCUGUUUUUCACUUCCUUCGAGGGUAAAUCUGUUCAUCAGUAAAUGGCAGAUAUUACCAGUAAAUGACUUCAAUUCAACACGUUGCAUGAGAGAAAACAAUCUUUUCUUACUAAAUUAUAACGUACUGAAUGUUUCUAGUGAAUAAAAAAAAAUGUCUGUACACAAAAUGUCCUUAUUUGGUGCCCCCUGUGUAUGGACUUUCUCUUGAAAUUUUUUUUUUUUAUUGUGUUGGCAAUGAUUGACUGAUGGUAACAGCACUUUCUGAGCAGUUGGCCGACUGAGCAGACUCAACUUAUCCAAACACUUUGCCUUAUCUUGAGUCCAUCGUACUUAAGGUUUUAUGUUUUAAAGAGCUCUUAUGAAAUUUAUUAAACAGACCUAAGUGGGUCUCUCUCUUUCUCUUCUCAAAUCCCUUCAGAGUUUCAUUUGAACUAUGAAUCUUUAUAUCGGAAAUCAUUUUUUUAAGGUUCUAACGUAUGCGUCACAAGGCCAAAAGUGAGAGGAGAUUGCAGCAGAGCAAACAGUCACCGAUCUUUACUUCCUGUCUCCCAAAUCAGUGAGUGAAAUCGUUUGGGUCCCAUUGCCUUACAAUGGAACAUGCAAUUCACAGCUUUAGCCAGCAGAGGACACUAUACCAGAGACUGAAGGUUAAGAAGUGUGGCUGCCUGUGUCAUCAUUGUUGCAGUGUACCUCACCAACAAAGUCAAGACAUGAAAACCAAUUGACAAGAAGACCCACGUCAGAUUUCUAGUUUCAGUGUAAACAUUUUUAAAUGUUUUUUUUUUUUUGCAUAUAUUUUGUGCUACUUUAUGUUUCUAUAGUCAAAUGUUUCUUUGGUUCCAGCAAGAUAGUGUAAAAUCUAUUGAAAGAAAGAAAUAAAGAAAAUUAAAGUAAUGGUUUUUGCUUUGGA